Leguminivora glycinivorella is the source of this 1540-nucleotide messenger RNA. Its product is annotated as 3'(2'),5'-bisphosphate nucleotidase 1. The transcript is spliced from 6 exons. NCBI's taxonomy places the organism in Eukaryota, Metazoa, Arthropoda, Insecta, Lepidoptera, Tortricidae. Gene Ontology annotation, biological process: phosphatidylinositol phosphate biosynthetic process. The record is from RefSeq and is a predicted model, not a curated record. The coding region runs from base 124 to 1164 and encodes 346 amino acids. Gene Ontology annotation, molecular function: 3'(2'),5'-bisphosphate nucleotidase activity.
ACGUUUGUUUGUAAUUGGCGAAGUACCGUUCGCUGACCCACUUGUGUCGUGGAUGAGAAAAAGUUUUCUGCACGCAAUUUAUUCUAAGUGACUAAAACGUAACCAAUUAAAUAAAACAUCAAAAUGUCCGUCAGCGCUCCUCUUAUUGUAAGAUUAUUGGCUUCUUCUGUGUCAGUAGCUGGUCGAGCUGGAAAAAUUGUGAGAGAUGUAAUGAGCAAAGGAGAGUUGGGGAUUGUUGAAAAGGGCAAGGAUGACUAUCAGACAGAAGCAGAUAGGUCUGCAGAGAAAUGUAUUGUCGCAUCCCUGUCAAAACAGUAUCCAAAAGCCAGCAUUAUUGGAGAGGAAGAUAGCUCUGUUGAAGAGGGUGAGGUGUCAGCAGACUGGAUUGUGGUUGAUGCAGACAAAGAAGUAUUGGGUCUUGAGUGCCCCGCUAGCCUGCAAGGGGUGAAGGAGGAGGACAUAGUAGUGUGGGUUGAUCCUCUUGAUGGAACUUCUGAGUACACUCAAGGUGCCCUAAUGUUGAAGAGAGAUCCUUGGGAAAGAUGGAAAAUGUAUUUGAGCCACCCAUUUAUCAGUAUGAAGUGGUACUUAAGUCUACUUCAAUCACAUUUUGGUUUCUUGGAGCAUGUGACAGUUCUUAUUGGAAUCUCUGUGAAUGAGAAACCAGUAGCUGGAGUGAUUCACCAGCCAUUUUUCAAAACUCAAACCGGAGGAGAGGUUAAAAUGGGCAGAACUAUCUGGGGGCUGUCUGAGAUAGGAGUGGGAGGGUUCACGCCGGCCCCGCCUCCUGGCUCCUUGAUCAUCACCACAACGAGAAGCCAUUCUAAUCCUGUGGUUGAGAAGGCUUUACAGGUCAUGAAUGCUGCUCAGAUACUUAGGGUUGGAGGUGCAGGAUACAAGGUAUUACAACUCUUGGAAGGCAAAGCUUCAGUUUACGUAUUCGCCAGCCCAGGAUGCAAGAAGUGGGACACGUGCGCCCCUGAAGCAGUGCUCUCAGCGGCCGGCGGUAAGCUCACAGACAUUCUCGGAAACUUCUACAAAUACGGCGCCUCGGCGCCCAAGCCCAACAAGACUGGGGUCUUGGCCGCCGUCAACGAUGAACUGCACAGCUACGCCCUUAACAGGAUACCACAGGAACUGAAAGACACUCUUGCCAACAAAUAGCUACGAUUUAUGUCACGUUUUUAACCUCAUAUACGAUGUUGACCUGUUCUAUAUUUGAUUGCUCUCACGUCAAAAAAAUAGCUUGUUUUCGAACUCCGUGACAAAACGACGUAUUCCUUUUUUAGAUAAAAUUUAUUUAUUUGAUCUUAGAAAUUAUUUGAAGACUUGUGAUUUACGAUGUUCAUCAAGUCACAUUUCCCUUUACACCUUCCCUUGGCUUGGUUAUGUUAUGAGGAUUAAGGCCUCACGGGGUUACAUCGUUCGAGGAGGCAAUAAAUAUACGUAAAACGUGCUUUAUGGUUGUACUCGGUUAAUUUCAUAAUUUAUUAUUGUUGAUGUGAUAGUAAAGAAACGCAAUAAAUGUCUGGUAACAGUA